AUGUGGUGCAAAGCGUUUGCUGUUUUACUUCUUCUUGUGGCUCUGGUUCGUUGUCAGAGAAACUUUACCACAACCGGACCGAAAGUUCUGUGCUAUUACGACGGAUCCCACGCGUUGAAGGAUGGACCUGGUCAAGUUACAGUACCAGACAUUGAGCUAGCGCUUCCAUAUUGUACUCACCUUAUGUACGGAUUUGCGAGCAUCGAUGUUAGAACCAAUCGAAUCCGUCCUGUGGACGCGUCACUGGAUUUGGACUCCGGAAAAGGUCAAUACCGGGUUGUAACCGCGCUGAAGAAGCGUUUUCCGAAUCUCAAAAUUUUCCUGAGCAUUGGCUUCUAUAAAGAUCUGAAAGAGGAAAAACCCUUUGAGAAGUAUCUGACUCUGCUGGAAUCAGCUGGAGAGCGUAGAUGGUUCGUGGACUCCGUUUACAGUCUGCUCAAAACCUACGAGUUCAAUGGACUGGAUCUGGCCUGGCAGUUUCCCCAGACUAAACCGAAGCGUAUUCGCGAUUGGAAAGGCAAACUGUGGCAUGGAUUCAAAAAAGUCUUCACCGGAGACAGUAUUUUGGAUCCCAAGGCCGAUGAACACAGGGAAGAGUUCACAGCUUUGGUGCGGGAAUUGAAGGAAGCUCUCAGGGCUGAUAACUACGAGCUCGGUUUAACGGUGCUUCCACACGUCAACGAAACCAUGUUCAUGGAUGUGCCCCUGUUGAAGGAUUAUGUGGACUACAUCAAUCUGGCGGCUUUCGAUCAGCAAACUCCGGAACGAAAUCCUAAGGAAGGGGACUACACCGGCCCGAUUUAUGAACCCGAGGGACGCGUUGAGGGCAACAACAUUGAUGCAAAAGUUAACCACUGGUUAUCGCACAACACACCGAUCAAUAAAAUAAUCAUCGGCAUUCCGACGUACGGCCGGGGCUGGAAGCUAAUAGGCGAAUCUGGCGUCACCGGUGUUCCACCGAUUUUGGCCACCGGCCCGGCUGCUUCCGAUUCCGGAAGCAGUGGCACCGAUGGGUUCUUCAGCUGGCCGGAAAUUUGCUCGAUGCUCCCGAAUCCAGGAAAUGCCCAUCUCAAGGGGUGGCACCGGAUGAUAAGAGUCGGAGAUCCAACCAAACGCUACGGGGUGUACGCUUAUCGCAUCGCGGAUGAGCACGACGAGAAUGGCAUUUGGUUGUCCUACGAGGAUCCGGACUCGGCAGGAAACAAGGCGGCCUACGCGAAAGCCAAGGGUUUGGGCGGUGUCUCGAUUUUCGAUCUUGGCAACGACGACGUCCGAGGAAUCUGUGCCGGCGAUAAGUUCCCGAUUCUGAGGGCGGCCAAGUAUCGGCUAUAAGCGAAAUCAAUGAAGAUCGAAAAUUUUUAAUUGUAUCGAAUACAGCAUAAAUAAACAUAGAUUCAAAAACA
This is a messenger RNA of Uranotaenia lowii, 1403 nucleotides long. Its product is annotated as chitinase-like protein Idgf4. The transcript has 3 exons. The coding region runs from base 1 to 1332 and encodes 443 amino acids. The record is from RefSeq and is a predicted model, not a curated record. NCBI's taxonomy places the organism in Eukaryota, Metazoa, Arthropoda, Insecta, Diptera, Culicidae. Gene Ontology annotation, biological process: carbohydrate metabolic process; chitin catabolic process. Gene Ontology annotation, molecular function: chitin binding. Gene Ontology annotation, cellular component: extracellular region.